AUCAAGACCAGGCGCACAGAUGUUCUGAGAACAACCUGGACUUCAAUAAUAACAAUAUCUAAUAUACACUUUUAUCAGCAGGAGAACAACAUCUGCAGAUAUGGAUCAGAGGGCAGUGUGCACCGGGUGCCACCGGCUGAUCCGGGACCGGUUCCUGCUCAGAGUCACCGACGGCCUCUGGCACGAGGAGUGUGUGCGGUGCGCCGCGUGCGGAGACGCACUCAGGAACUCGUGUUUUCUGCGGGACCGCAAACUUUACUGCAAACGGGACUACGCUCAACUGUUUGCCGUGCGUUGUGGAGGCUGUGGAGAAGCCAUCUCUCCUGCAGAGAUGGUGAUGCAUGCGGGGGCCGCUGUGUUCCACCUGCGCUGCUUCACCUGCAGUGUGUGUUCCUGCCGCCUGCAGACCGGAGACCGCUGCGUCCUCAGGGAGGGACAGCUACUGUGUGCCAGAGAAGACUACCACCAGUGUCUGGCCAGCCCCACCUCCUCCGACACAGGUAAAAGUGAUGAUGAAGAAGAUGAGGAAGAGGAACCUGAGAGAGUCACAGGCAGACGCAUACGAUCAGAAGACCUGGAAAACAAACGUCCCAAAAGGCCGCGCACAAUUUUGACCACUCAACAGAGACGGACCUUUAAAGCGUCAUUUGAGGUCUCAUCCAAGCCUUGCCGAAAGGUAAGGGAGACGUUGGCAGCAGAAACUGGUCUGAGUGUCCGGGUUGUGCAGGUCUGGUUCCAGAACCAAAGAGCCAAAAUGAAGAAACUGGCCAGAAGACAACAGCAGCAGCAGGAGCAGCAGCAGACGCAGGAGCAACAUGAGCACACAACACUUCACACAGUGCCCUCCUGUGGUGGAUUGACCUCCGACAUGGAGCGCCUGGCAUCUGCCUGCUCUCACAUUCAGCAGCAGCAGCAGAUGGGGCUCACCACACUGGAGCAGCAGGACUACGACAUGGACCCCUUCAGACAGGGCCUGACCCCUCCUCAGAUGCCAGGGGAUCACAUGCACCCCUACGGUUUCAAAGGCCUUUAUGGUGACAUGGAUGGAGAUCCGCUGUGUCACAUGGCUGACAGUGACUGUCUUUCCCUGGGUGACGCCUCUCUACUCACCCCCAUCGACCGCCUCUACUCGAUGCAGGACUCCUACUUCACCUCCUGAGGGUGAACACUCAAAAGCAGUCUUAGUCUGCAUUGUUCUCAUCCUCUGGUUCCUUUAGUGUUAAGGUAGAAGAAGGAAUGGGUGCAAAUGUGCCACCAAAAGGACUUGGGUAAACUGUGACAACAAACAAUACACAGUACUAUAAACCAGUGGUAACCACACCUCCAUGUAAACACAAUGACACAGCUGCCUCUUUACAAUCCUACAGUAUGAUACAGGCUCUCUGUGGAUGCAUGAUACUUGGGACCUCUCUCACUAAUGUAUGUUUGAAUGCUAUGAGAGAUUAUAACAGCACCUACUAAUGUAAAUAGCUGUUUGGGUGUAUUUGUAUUUAUUCUGUGUGUGUAUGCUUUCAAUGUCAGACAAACCACCAACAAUCAAUAAAUAACUGUUAUCAUAUGAUGGAGA
Sphaeramia orbicularis (orbiculate cardinalfish) is the source of this 1567-nucleotide messenger RNA. It is a transcript of the gene lmx1a, whose product is annotated as LIM homeobox transcription factor 1, alpha. The transcript has 8 exons. Bases 101 to 1159 code for a protein of 352 amino acids. The record is from RefSeq and is a predicted model, not a curated record. Gene Ontology annotation, biological process: regulation of transcription by RNA polymerase II; neuron differentiation. NCBI's taxonomy places the organism in Eukaryota, Metazoa, Chordata, Actinopteri, Kurtiformes, Apogonidae. Gene Ontology annotation, molecular function: RNA polymerase II transcription regulatory region sequence-specific DNA binding; DNA-binding transcription factor activity, RNA polymerase II-specific. Gene Ontology annotation, cellular component: nucleus.